This is a messenger RNA of Syngnathoides biaculeatus (alligator pipefish), 873 nucleotides long. RefSeq names its product late endosomal/lysosomal adaptor, MAPK and MTOR activator 5 (gene lamtor5). Bases 122 to 397 code for a protein of 91 amino acids. Lineage: Eukaryota; Metazoa; Chordata; Actinopteri; Syngnathiformes; Syngnathidae. The transcript is spliced from 4 exons. The record is from RefSeq and is a predicted model, not a curated record. Gene Ontology annotation, cellular component: cytoplasm; Ragulator complex; lysosome. Gene Ontology annotation, molecular function: guanyl-nucleotide exchange factor activity. Gene Ontology annotation, biological process: cellular response to amino acid stimulus; positive regulation of TORC1 signaling.
CACGUGACGUACCAUAAAGUGACGUAAGAAUCAGCUGACGCCAAGACGGAAGUGCAUCAAAACACGAACUCGUCAAGUGGUCACAUUUUCUUCAGUGUUCUGCUUUCUAGCUUCCUUACGCAUGGAGUCGACACUGGAACAACAUCUUGACGACACCAUGAAAAAUCCAUCUGUGGUUGGCGUUAUAUGUACGGACGAGCAAGGACACAACCUAGCAUGCCGCGGCUCGCUCUCGGACGAGCACGGAGGCGUGGUGUCCGUUUUGGCUAAGCAGGCCGCCACGCUUACCAGGGACCCCACGGACAUGCCCACUGUGUGCCUGGAGUCCGACUCCGGCAACAUUUUGGUGAGGAGUCACGGGAGUGUCACGGUUGCCGUUCACAAGAUUUCCUCCUGAAAAGAUCGUGUACAGAAAAUAUUGAUGCAAAGUUUUUCUGCCCCCAAGAGCACCCCCCGACCGUCCGCGUGUGUCAGCCUGUGAGAGUUUUCAUGAUGUGAUGUACAGAAGCGUCAUCUAUUUCCAAAAUUGCAUCCUCUUUUACAAUAAUAAAUGUGGUCAUGUUUUUGAGCGAUUUGACGUGUUCAUCAGGCAACGAGCAGGAUUUGGACACCGGCCAUUGUAACGCUCUACUUUUAGCAGCAGCAGCAAUUAAUUCUUAUGCUUUGAAUUGUUUUACAGUGGUACCUUGAUUUGUGAGUAAUAAUAAUAAUAUUUCCAAAAAUCAAAACAAAAAAACUUUCUUGGUGUUUACCACUACACAAUUACAGGACUUUUAAGACAUACUGAGCAGUACCCACCCGCUUAGCACGGUUAAAAUCCAAUGUUGGAUUUUUUUUUUAAACAACAAAUGUGGACAUUAUUUAUAUAUAUAU